Molecule: messenger RNA, 3909 nt
Organism: Poecilia latipinna (sailfin molly)
Lineage: Eukaryota; Metazoa; Chordata; Actinopteri; Cyprinodontiformes; Poeciliidae
Product: thrombospondin type-1 domain-containing protein 7A-like
Exons: 22
Coding region: 476-3730 (1084 amino acids)
Biological process (GO): actin cytoskeleton organization
Cellular component (GO): plasma membrane
Source: RefSeq, a predicted model, not a curated record
AGUACCUCCUUUAACUAUGGAAAUAGAAAAUUACAUCUGACUGGGAUAGUCUGCCAUUUCUUGUGUGCCAUUUCUAAGAUAUCUACCAAUCCUAGCUGACACUGCAAGUAACUACCAUUUGAUGGUAUGUAAGACAUCAAAUCUUUUUCACGUUAAAUGAGUUCUUCAAUCAAAUCAAAACUCUUAUUCUUGAGCAAGCAGCCAAGAACAACAAUUUCCUCUCCAUUUUUUGCAGUACAACAUAAAAAAAACAAACAAAAAAACUUUGUAGCUUUUGCUUAGAACUCUCCAUGUUACAAUAACAGUCCAUUAGCACUUUUUUUAUUUGUUCCAAAAUGAAAAGAUUAAACUGAUCGGAUACUGUCAGCCAUCCAGCAUACUCCUGGGGCUUACAAUCUCCACUAAUUUCCCAUCAUUAGUGGAGAAUGAUGGGAGAAUAUCUGAAGUGGAGAAUUCUCUUUGUAAUAUCUAAAACAUGCUUGUGUCUUCUCAUCCAGGUGAAAAAGUGGAGAAACAGCUUUGCCGGGAUGCCAUCCUUCCAAUGCCUACCAUCUGUGAGGUGCCUUGCUCCAAGGACUGCGCUCUAAGCCCUUGGACUCCCUGGUCAUUUUGCUCCCAUACCUGCUCUGGAAAAAACACAGAGGGGAAGCAGACCCGAGUGCGUUCUAUACUUGCUCAUAACGCAGGAGAAGUGACUGCUAAAGUUGUGGCAUGGGUUUCUGUGAUGCAGGGUCCUUCGCUACUGUCGCUGGUCCAGCCAGUAUUUGGAGGACUCCAGUGUCCCAAUGUCAGUGCACUGCAAGAGAUGAGGAACUGCAAUGAGCAUCCAUGCACUGUGUAUCAUUGGCAAACGGGUUCCUGGGGGCAGUGCAUCGAGGACUCUUCAGGUCCAAACACUAACACGUCUUUGGGGAGAACGCGUGGCGAUGACAUCUCAUGCUCAGUGGGAAUGCAAACUCGCAAAGUCAUUUGUGUCCGAGUCAAUGUGGGCCAAGUUCCUCCUAAAAAGUGUCCAGAGAGUCUCCGUCCAGACACUGUAAGGCCGUGCCUGCUUCCCUGCAAAAGAGACUGUACUGUCACCCCAUACAGUGACUGGAGCCUCUGCCCCCUGGUGUGUCAAACAGGUGGAAAGACUAAGAGUAAGCAGUACAGGAAGCGGAUGAUCAUUCAGUUACCAGCUAAUGGAGGACAGGACUGUCCUGAGAUUCUGAGUCAGGAAAGAGAGUGUGAAGCACCAUCUGUCUGUCAUAAUUACAGAUGGAAAACCCACAAGUGGCGUAGAUGUCAGCUCGUUCCAUGGUCUGUCCGACAGGACACUCCAGGAGCUCAGGAGACCUGCGGUCCAGGUAUUCAGUUCCGAGCCGUUUCUUGUCGAAAGCUGGACGAUGGGCAGGCAGACGUUGAGGUUUGUCUCAAGCUUGCCAGCCCCAUGCCUCCUCUCACCCAGCUGUGCCAUCUUCCAUGUCAAGAUGACUGUCAGCUCAGUAGCUGGUCCAAGUUUUCUACCUGCACAGCUGACUGUGUGGGCGUCAGAACCCGCAAGAGGAUACUUGUAGGAAAAAGCAAAAAGCGUGAUCAGUGCAAAAACAACCAGAUGUAUCCUCUAAGUGAGACCCAGUACUGUCCAUGUAAUAAAUACAACGCCCAGCCUGUGGGCAACUGGUCAGACUGUAUUCUCCCAGAGGGCAGUCGCAUGGAGAGCCAGCCUGGUGUGAGGGUGCAGGGAGACAUGAAGGAGUGUGGCCAAGGAUACCGCUACCAAGCCAUGGUGUGCUAUGACCAGGACAAUCGCAUAGUGGAAACGUCUCGCUGCAACAGUCAUGGGUAUAUUGAGGAGGCUUGUAUCAUCCCCUGUCCAUCUGACUGCAAAUUAAGUGAAUGGUCCAACUGGUCACGCUGUAGCAAGUCAUGUGGCAGUGGGGUCAAAGUUCGCUCUAAGUGGCUCAGAGAAAAGCCAUACAAUGGUGGAAGACCAUGUCCCAAACUGGACCAUGUGAACCAGGCUCAAGUAUAUGAGGUGGUGCCCUGCGUCAGUGACUGUGGACAGUAUGUUUGGGUGACAGAACCUUGGAGUGUAUGGAAGGUCAGCAGUGUGGACGUGAAGAGUAACUGUGGUGAAGGUGUGCAGACCCGAAAGAUCAGGUGUAUGCUCAACACAAUAGAUGGCCCAUCAGAGCAGGUCGAGGAUUACCUCUGUGACCCAGAAGAGAUGCCUCUGGGAGCCCGGAACAGCCGCCUGCCCUGUCCUGAGGACUGUGUGCUAUCAGACUGGGGAGCCUGGAGUGCAUGUCCUCUGCCCUGCAGUGAGAACAGUACACGGGUCAGGGUUGCUUUCCCACUCCGGAAGCCAGGAAAGGAGAAGAAAUGUCCUCCGACUAAAGAAGCUGAACCGUGUAAAAUAAACAGCAACUGCUUUCACUACUCAUACAACAUCACAGACUGGAGCACCUGUCAGCUCAGUGACAGAGCGGUUUGUGGAUAUGGCCUCAAAACCCGCAUGCUUGACUGUGUGCGUAGUGAUGGAAAAUCUGUAGACCUCAGUUUUUGUAAAGAGUUGGGUCUAGAACGGAAGUGGCAGAUGAAUGCUUCCUGUGUGGUGGAAUGUCCUGUCAACUGCCAGCUGUCUGAAUGGUCACCAUGGUCGGAGUGUACACACACCUGUGGCUUGGCAGGUACACUGUGGCGGACACGAACUGUAAUUCAGACUCCUCAAGGUGAUGGCAGGCCGUGCCCAUCACAGAUGAAACAAUGGAAGCCUUGUCUAGUAAAGCCAUGCUACAGUUGGCGAUACAGCGCCUGGUCGGAGUGCAAGUCAGAUGGGGCGAGGUGUGGGGAAGGCAUGCGCUUCAGGAAUGUGUCCUGCUUUGUGUCCAAUGGUUCCGGUCAGCAGGAUAGCAGCGUGGUUGAUGAUGAGCUAUGUGGAGAUGUGGAACUUUCAGUGAAUGGAGACAGACAAAUUAUUCUGCAGGAACUUUGUACUGUCCCCUGCCCAGGAGAAUGCUACCUGACAGAAUGGACUGUCUGGAGUCCAUGUCAGUUAAGCUGUGUGAGUGGGGAUGACCUUGGUUUUGGCUCAAUCCAAGUUCGAUCCAGAGCUAUAGUUGCUCAGGAUCCUGAAAACCUGCUUGAGUGUCCUGAACAAGAACUGGAGGCACGGCCAUGUGCAGGUGGACAAUGUUUUGAAUACAAGUGGAGGACUGGAACAUGGAGAGGUUCGUCUCGUCAUGUCUGGUGCCAGCGCUCUGAUGGGAUGAAUGUCACAGGUGGUUGUCUGGCAGCAGCCAAGCCAUUGGCGGAUCGAUCUUGUGACCCUCCUUGUACUAAACCAUGGUCCUUGUGCACAGAGGCAGGUGUAUGUGGCUGUGAAGAGGGCUACACUGAAGUGAUGACAUCUGACGGUGUGUUGGAUCAGUGUACUGUCAUCCCAGUGCUGGAGAUCCCAACUGCAAGUGACAACAAAGCUGACGUGAAGACCAUCCGAGCCUACAACCCCAUCCAACCUGCAGCCAGUGCGCCAGGCAGAGCAGGGAGAACCUGGUUCCUGCAGCCCUUUGGUCCAGGUAACACACUGUGGAGGCUGGUUCUCUCCCUGGUUCUCUACCUCAGGUACAUUUCCAUGCAACUAUUUCAACAUGUUUCUGUUACCUGGGUUGAAGUGAAGAAACUUGUCUGCAUCAUGAAGAUCAGCAGGUUGGUGUAUAGCAUGCAGCAAACAGACCAACGACUUUAAAGGAACAAAUGGAAAAUAUGUCUUCAGGCAUUAAUUUUAGUUGUGUAUGUGACGUGUGGUCAUUUGUUCAUUUGUUUAUUUAUGUGGGUUUUCCUGAUGAAACAGUUUCCUAUCUCUAUUACAAUACUUUGAAAUAUUUUGUGCUGACUUAUAAUCACAAGACUUAGGGUGCGUUCACA